AUGUCAAAUCAAGAUAUUAAUCAAGUGGGAUUCAUCAAUAUGAUGUGUAUUCGCACGUUUCUUGUGUUGUUCAUGGUUUACACCUCUUUUCACGUAGUUUUCAUCGUUGAUGUCCCUCACCUACCCAAAAAGCAAGGCCUCAUGAGAAGAAAUUUUCUACUGCAGAACCAGCGAAUAUCGACAGCAAGAGCGAAACCGAAAGUGACAGGCAAAGUCAUCUUUAAUGAGAUCUCGCUGAGGGAACCGUCGACCAUGAAGGAAGGUUGGAUGUGGAUCGCUUUGAAUGACGUUGAACUUGCCAAGGCUUGUGGGGUGAUGCUCCUGGACUAUGUCGUCAUGAAUCAAAGUCGCGUGAACGCAAACCAAUCUUCCAGCCCGCUUCUCUUGUCUCACUUGUUUCCGUCGAGCAUUUAUCGUGCUGGGAAGGCAAAAAUCAAAAAUGUUUGUGCAGUGAAAGUGGAUAUGAAGGAUGCGGUUGCGUCACGAAAACAGUUUCACACGCUGAGGGAGAAGAUUAGUGAAACUUUCUUUCCCAACAAAGAUUUUGUGAAGGCAGUAUGUAAGAGGAUACAUGCUUGCUCGGGUAACCAGGUGAUGUUGAAGUAUAUGUCAUGGGGACACGCCAUGGCUCCGGUCAGGUUUGAUUUGACGAUGAGCAGUUGGAUUCAGAAAGCUUCGUCACGAUACUUGGAUGGGAUGGGAUUGCAGCUAUCAAAACCUUUUCACUGCUUUCUUUCCCUCAGCGGCACAGAAUGCGACGAGUUUCAUUCCUUCACCGAAUGCAUGUUGCUUGUUUCUCAAAGACUUCGCAGCAUUCAUGGCGAUUUCCCAAUCAUCGUUCAAAACGCGUUGCAUCCAAACCUUCGAGAGGUAGGGGUGUUAAAGGCUCAAAGAAUCUUCUUGAUGCCGAUCGAGCAUGACCCGUUGCCGGACGUAUUUCGACCCUUGUCGCUCGUUCACAUUUGCAGUCGUGCGACCUCCAUCGUGCAUCAUGGAAAAACUGCUGACAUCUACGCUACUAUCGUGCAGGCAGGAAGAAACACAACCAAAGAUAUGGUUGUGCAAAGUUUGCUGCCCAACGCCUGUGAUCGUCAGCAGAUUGACCUAGCCUUGCAAGUCGAGACUUCGAUCAACAGCCUCGCAAACAUUUUGAAGCAAAAUGGUGAGAAGAUGUGUAUUCUACAUCGCUGCAAUGCGUCUCGGAGCAAGUUUGAAAGAUCGGAGUCGAUUCUGCACAAGAAGAAGCGUCGAAGAACAAUCAUCAUCAACUUACCUCGACGAGCAGACAAGAAAGCUUCCAUGAGGCACAAGAUGUCCGAGAUUGGCCUGACCGACUUCGAAUUCUUCGACGCAGUGGACUGCAAGGCAAGUCAAGAGUGCUUAUCUCUCUUCCAAGAGCUCUGGAGGGUUCUUAAAUUCCGCAUUCCUGGCCCAAACUUUCCCUCCAAGGGAGCUCUUGGCCUCCUCAUGACUCACUUCAAGUUGUUCGAGAAGUUGCUGCGGGAGGACGUCGACGAGGUGCUUCUCCUGGAGGAUGACGUCUAUUUCAUCCAUGACGCUGCUCACUACCUGCAUAACAAUCGAUCUCUCCCGCAUGCUCUUCAGUUUGCUCCCAUGUACUACCUGGGUGCCAACCAGUUGUUCUGGACGCAGACUCAGAAGCAUGCUAUCAAGCAGGGAGGGAAGGGCUUCAGAUUUUAUUUCACCGAGACAGCUUCCUGGGACACUUAUCUUCGACGCCAGGUGGGGAUGAGCAACACGUCGCUCUAUGACCAGACUCUCUACACCUACGGCACUUACUCCAUCGUGCUCAAGCGCCCCAUGAUCAAGCUUCUCUACCAGUGGACCAGCUGGACCCUCCAGCACCCGCGGUACCUCAUCCCCGCUGACGCCUUGUGGAACUGGAUCAUGGUGUGUGCGGGCUGGCGGGCUCCGGUGGUCUUUCCCAACGUGAUUCUCCCGGAAGUUCGCGACUCUGACAACCUCGGGCCUCUGGAGAUGAACAAGUUCGCGAAGCCGAGGUUCCUGCAGUACGAGAUGAUUGCCAAGGAGAGGAUGGCGCUCUACGAGGCCUUCCUCAGGCUCGGAAGGGACUUGAAAACUUCUUCUCCCUCCCAGAUGUGGGGGGCUGAGGGCCUGCUGGGGCACAACCUGAGUCACUUGCACGCUGUGGCUGGGAGUUAUGUCCGACAAACCUCUCUCUUCGUGGUCUUCAUCUACGCAUUCAACGUGGAGAGUGACAUCAAACGAGUCGUUGACUCUGUCUGCUCUCAAGUGUUUCCCUUCGUACGAGUCAUUCUGUACGAUGACAAGUCCUCCGACCAGACGGCUCAGGUUGCGCUCGCUGCUCUGCAGAGUGUCAAGGUCUGCAGUCAAAAGGCCAUGAUGCUCAACGCAACGGUGAGACGAGGAAAGGCUUUUGCUCGCCGAGCAGUGCUGCAGCAUGUUCAUGAUGAGGAGAUGGUGGUGUUUCUAGACGGGAAGGUUGCGUUGGAGGAUGAUAUGGUGCUGCAUCAUGUUGAUCAGCUGCUGUUUGAAUCCGCCGCGUCACUUGUGUUCGGCAAGACUUCUCGUGUGCGGCUGAUGGGAAAUGUCACAGAGAAGUUGUCAACGACGGAGUGUUCCUUUCCUCCGUCUCGCAAAGACGUCAAGAUUCAUCACCAUCCUAUCGCCAGGGCGAAGUUUCUCAAGCGCUUGCCUGAUGCGGUUUUCAAAGACUGGAAAUGCCGUUGGCUAGAGAGGAUGCUUGAUCUGUCCCUGUCCCUGUCGCUGCUUGAUUCGAAAGAUGCAAGAAUGACAAAGAGCGAGAACGUUUUGUUCUCUAGGAAUGUUAUUCCGCUUGGAAAGAACCCGAGCAAGAGUGAAGUUGAGAUUGAGCAUUGGGUCCGGGGGCUUUCUUCGCAGGAUGGUCUAUCUUUCUUUGAUCAUAUGAGAUCAGGAAGAUGUGCUGAGGUGAAAGAAGGUAGCAAUCGAUCCGCGUGA
Guillardia theta CCMP2712 is the source of this 2982-nucleotide messenger RNA. RefSeq lists its product as hypothetical. Lineage: Eukaryota; Cryptophyceae; Pyrenomonadales; Geminigeraceae. The record is from RefSeq and is a predicted model, not a curated record. The coding region runs from base 1 to 2982 and encodes 993 amino acids. The transcript has a single exon.